AUGCAUCUACCUUCCUCUCUCGCGCUGUUGCUCGCGACAUCAAGAGACUUGCAAAUUUACACCCAUCAUGCGAGCGCAGUACCCCUCGUGUAUCAGAAGUCGAUAGAACUCAGCUUCUCACCAACUACAUUCACCUUGAUAUCUACCAAAGACGAAGCUGUACUUGUCGAUGCACCGAUCUCUCCUGAACGCGGCAAGGAACUGGCAGACUGGAUUAAGGUGACCAUUUCAGGUCGGAAGCUCACGGGGAUAUAUGUGACCCAUGGCCAUGGUGACCACUUCUUCGCCAUCCCCAAGAUCCAAAAACGGUUCCCCGGUGCAAGAGUCCUGGCAACGCAAGAGGUUUACGACCACAUGCUCCAACAGGUUGAACCUGGAUUUUUCGCCUCAUUCUGGGCUGCCCUCUUUCCCGAUCUUGAGGCGCCGGGCCUUUCCGAUAUCAACCUCGAUAUACUCGAUCCUUCCACCAGUCUAUCCUUCUACUUGAGCAGCGGAAACGGACAUUAUAAGGAACAGUACGAGCUUCGAGCGGUACCAGUCGGCGAGGGAGACACAGUCAACUCUACUGUGCUUGAUGUGCCUGAGGUCAAGACCGUCAUUACCGGAGACGUUGUUUAUGGCAAUUGCUACCAGUAUCUAGCUGAGAAUCCGACGGCGGAACUCCGUUUCCAGUGGCUCAAGAGCAUUGACAAGUUGGCUUUACUGCAACCUCAAUAUGUGAUUCCAUCGCAUGCGCUUCCCACGGACAACUAUGAGAAGAAUCACUUGACCGAGACCAAGAUGUAUAUUGAGACUUUCGAGCAGUUUCUCGCAGAGUCUUCAUCAUGGCAGGAGUUGGAAACCUCACUCAAGGGUCGCUUUCCUCAACGAGAAGGCACUUUCAUACUGGGAUAUUCGACACAGACGUUUUUCAAUGCGUCGUUCUAG
This is a messenger RNA of Aspergillus viridinutans, 927 nucleotides long. RefSeq names its product MBL fold metallo-hydrolase. The transcript is spliced from 2 exons. The record is from RefSeq and is a predicted model, not a curated record. Lineage: Eukaryota; Fungi; Ascomycota; Eurotiomycetes; Eurotiales; Aspergillaceae. Bases 1 to 927 code for a protein of 308 amino acids.